UCAUCAAUUCCCAACGUUUCACUCGUAGAUCCUACUACCAUAUAUAGAAACCCUGUACAGCAGAAAUUACCGAGCCAAAGUUAACGCCGGACGGUCCGAACCUUCCUACUACAAAACUUAUCUAAAACCCAACACUGCAAUUUUCUAGAUCCUUCCAACUCAAUUUCGUUUCACCUGAUCAGAAUUCGUUUGCAGAUGCUUCAGUCCGACUCCAUUUCAGGUCAAACUUUUCAAUUCAUAAGUUACUUCUUUCAGUUAUUCGAUUCUAGAUCUGGGUUUUGUUCAAUUACUGUUUUUUCCUCUUCUUUGGGCCUUAAAUUUUGAUAAAGUUGGGGAACUAGGGUUUGGUUUGUGAUUGAUGAGAUGAAAGAGGUGAAAAAGAAAACCUCUUCUGGGUGUUUGAUUAUUAACAACAAGGUUACUGAUAGUGUUGAUUUAGGGGAAUUUGAGACCAAGAAAAGGGGAUUGGAUGUGUUUGAGUUUGAUGAGUAUGAUGGGUUGGAUGAUAAUAGGUAUAUGAAGGAUGCUGAUGAUGGCAGGUAUAGGUGGAUUGAUUCCAAUCGGAAGAGUGGGGAACGAAUGGAGUCCCGGAAUGGUGAGACGAGUCGGUCUGAGGUUGAAGAUGAUGAGGCCGACUUGCCCCUUUCGGUUUUGAGGAAGAAGUAUCGGUUGUCGUCGGGUAAGUCGAUUAGAUUGCAAGGGAAAAAUGGAGUCUUGAAGGUAAUGGUGAAUAAAGAUAAGCAGAUGGGUGUUUCGCGUUCAGGUUAUGAUCAUGCGAUGGGUGAUAAUCCGAAAGAAACGAAGCCGAAAGUUGUGCAUGAGAAGGUGUUGGACAGGGAUGGUCGAGACGGACAGACUUCUGUAAAUGAAGAUGCUAAAAAGAAGAAAUCGGAGAUGAAACUUGUUAAAAACGGAGGAAAUGUUAAGCAAAUAGGUGUUUCGCGUUCGGGUUAUGAUCAUGCAGUGGCUGAUAAUCAGGAAGAAACGAAGCCGAAAGUUGUACAUGAGAGGAACUUGCGCAGGGAUGAUCGAGACGGACAGACUUCUGUAAAUGAAGAUGCUAAAAAGAAGAAAUCGGAGAUGAAAUCUGUUAAAAAGGUUAGUAAAAUUAAGAAGGAAAUGAAGGUGAAGCGUGGUAGUGGUACUACUGAAAAGCAAAUAUUGCGUGAAAAGAUUAAGGAUAUGCUUGUUGCUGGUGGUUGGAGCAUAGAUUAUAGACCGAGAAGGGGCCGAGACUACAUGGACGCUGUCUACAUUAGUCCUUCCGGAACUGGUUAUUGGUCUAUCGUCAAGGCUUACGAUGUGUUUCAAAAGGAGGAAAAGAAUGAUUUUAAAGAUGGUGGUGGCAAGGUGACUCCUUUACGUGAGGAAAUUCAGGAUAAAUUAACGAGACAAGGACACAAGACACCCGAAAACGGAAUCAAAACAUAUUCAAGAAGAAGCAGGAAAAUAGGCAGAUGUAGUUUGUUGGUUCGCGCGUAUGACAACAAGGUGGAAAAUGGCGACGGGUUUGUUCCAUAUACAGGAAAACGGACCCUACUCUCGUGGUUGGUAGACUCGGGCGUGGUGCGUUUGAGGGAACAUGUGGAAUACAUGCACCCGAGAAAGACGCGUGUAUUACAAAAAGGAUGGAUUACAAAAGAUGGGAUCCAUUGUAGUUGUUGUAGUAAAAUUGUAACGGUUUCAAAGUUUGAGGCGCAUGCGGGAAGUAAAGUCGGGCAGCCAUUUACGAACAUGUUUUUGGAGUCGGGGAAGUCACUGAUGCAGUGUCAGAUUGAUGCGUGGGAUAGGCAAGGAGAGUUGGAGAGAACGGGUUUCUACAGUGUAGAUGUUGAUGGUGACGAUCCUAACGAUGAUACGUGUGGGCUAUGUGGUGACGGUGGGGACUUGAUCUGUUGUGACGGUUGUCCCUCAACGUUUCACCAGACCUGCUUGGACCUACCGAUGCUUCCGCAGGGUGAUUGGCUUUGUCCAAAUUGUACCUGCAAAUAUUGUGAAAAAAUAGCUUGUACGAAUGCCACUCAAGAUUCACUUCUUACGUGCUACCUUUGUCAGAAGAAAUAUCAUGAAUCAUGCAGUCCGGAAACUAAUGUCAAGCCAUCCGAGUCGGAUUAUUCCGAUCUGUCCUUUUGUGGACACGCGUGUCAUGAGCUAUACAGUCAGUUGCAGAAGCUUGUUGGGGUGAAGCAGGAACUGGGUUCAGGAUUCUCAUGGUCUCUUCUUCAUCGAUCGGAAUUACCGAGGGACGCAUCUUCUGUAGAGCUUUCCCAACGGGUAGAAUGCAAUUCUAUGCUGGCUGUUGCCAUGUCAGUCAUGGAUGAGUGUUUUUUACCUUUCACCGACAGGAGAAGCGAGAUCAAUUUAAUCCGUAAUGUAGUCUUCAAUUGCGGAUCCAACCUUAGCCGGUUAAAUUACAGUGGCUUUUAUACAGCUAUAUUGGAGAGGGUGGACGAAAUUGUUUGUGCGGCAUCCAUCAGGAUCCAUGGAACUAAACUUGCAGAGAUGCCAUUUAUUGGGACUCGUCAUUUAUGUAGACGCCGAGGGAUGUGCCGUCGCCUACUAUCCGCUAUUGAAGCGGCUCUAUCUUCCCUCCAAGUUGAGAAAUUGAUAAUACCCGCGGUUCCUGAACACAUGGAUACAUGGACUGAUGUUUUUGGUUUUCAACCACUGGAAGAAUCAGACAAACAACAAUUGAAAUGUAUGAACAUGUUGGUGUUUCCUAAGACAGAUAUGUUACAAAAAGCGCUCGAGAAAGUAAAGACAGAUUCUGGGUCUCAGGAAUCUAAACACUCAAUUUCCGUAGACGAAUCUACUUCCCAGGAGGCCAAUGCUUCAGUUGCGCUCGAGAAAGUAAAGACAGAUUCUGGGUCUCAAGAAUCUAAACACUCGGUUUCCGUAGAUGAAUCUACUUCCCAGGAGGCCAAUGCUUCAGUUACUCCUUGUGAACCUGAGGGGAUGGAAUCUGUUUCUGUUCAAAAACCAAUUGUAGAAGAAACUGGUGUGCAGAAUGUCAAUUCCUAACAGUAGUGUUUCUUGGUCCGAUCCCCUAAAGGAUUUGAGCAUGAGGCCGAAAUCGCGCAUAGCUUUAAAAAGUUCAGUUGAAAGGGUGGUUGUAUGUAGAAAAUAGUUGUUGCAUUGACUCCAAUUCCCUUGGGGGAAUUAAGCAUACUUUAGGUUUUAAUUUAUUUAAGUACACCUCUUUAUACAGUUAACCUUAAAAUUUGAGAUACCUUCAAGUA
Messenger RNA from Helianthus annuus (common sunflower), 3239 nucleotides. RefSeq names its product increased DNA methylation 1. The record is from RefSeq and is a predicted model, not a curated record. Gene Ontology annotation, biological process: negative regulation of DNA-templated transcription. Gene Ontology annotation, molecular function: transcription corepressor activity. The transcript has 7 exons. NCBI's taxonomy places the organism in Eukaryota, Viridiplantae, Streptophyta, Magnoliopsida, Asterales, Asteraceae. The coding region runs from base 364 to 3021 and encodes 885 amino acids.